ACCCUUGUUCAAGUCACAAUUUACCGAACUAUAUGACGAGGGUACACCACUGUUUCCUUUCUUAUUUUCCUUCAUCUCUAUUUCUAUCUUCGCCUUUCUCUUUUUUUAACAUUCUUUCUUUUAUUAAAUCUCUCGUUUUCUUUGCUACCUCGUUUCUCUUUACGUUAUUUUCACUUGUUAUAUUUAAAUACGUAUCAGUUUUUAUUCCGAUUCUAUUUCUCAUUUCCAUUUUAAUAUGUGCCAUUUUAACUGUCCCCACACUUUAUACGUUGUUUUUCUCGUCUAAUUCUUUUUUCCUCCUUACCCUGUUUGUCGUCACGUCGUUAUCAUCUCAUUCAAAUCUUAUUCGGGACACUGUUCAGAACUUGAUCUUCGAAUCUCCUUGGAUAAAGCAGAUGGUAAAUAUGAUUCGCGAGUGUUAUUGUAUAUUACUGGAGUGACCAGUAAACAACAGACUGAUUUUGCGUCAUUUCCUAUUGUUAUUCCUUCUUGUUGUUUGACAUUGUUUUCUAUCGCGAUGAGAUCAGCCACGGAAUCGUGUGUGAACGAUAUCCAGGAGACAACGUCGCAGAGCAGACCGGAUUAGGGAUACAUCGAUCAUCAAGAGAUCAAAGAAAGAAAUCACGCAACGUCUCUUUCGAGUAUACUCUCUACCCUUUCUUUUUUUUUUCUUCCAUAUCUUCCCUCUUUCUUACUCAUUUGACAUUUCCCUUCUCUUUCUUUUUAAUCAUCUCCAUUUUCUCUUUCAUUUUCUCUCAUUUUCGAUUUCCUUCUCAACUUUUUUACCGCUUGGUGGUGAAACGCGUCGCAGCGGCACGAUCGUCAUCGACGAAAAAAGAAGAAUCUAUAUACUGUACCGCGACAUACAUUCGAGUUCGCGCUCAGUCAAUAGCAGCUGCAUCCUUUGAAAUUUCAAAAGAACCAACCACAAAUACAAGAGUAUCCACAAGCGUGGAACGCAUUGUGAUCGAAUAUCAAACGACCGGCGAUCAAAUUACCGGGAAAAAAAACUGCCUUCCACCUUAAUACGGGUUAUAUCACCACGAUUUCGAAGAGAAACGAGCCAACAAGUCGCGAGGAGUAAACAGUAUUAUGCGUCUACACUUUUGUUUACUAUUUAAGAAAAGAGAUAUUUACAAAAGAGUCAAUAUGAGUUUGCAAAUCUCGUAGAUAAAAGAAGGAAAAAAAGAGGAAAGAGAACGAGAUAAGUUCUGUGUAGGAACCGCAACGAUGAAAGGUACAAAUUUCGAUGAACCGAGGAACCAAAGAUUCCAAUGAUACCUUCGCAAGGUGGCCGUGAGGGAUAUAAAGGUUCUCCCAACCCUCCGAGCAACGGCUCUGAGGACAAUGGCUUCGCUAAUCGACCUCGAGUGGCGGGCCUUUACACGACGAAUCUCUUCAGACAAGAGCUCGUUCGAUCGUCAGAAGAGACUGGUGCUCGAUCUCAUGGUCCCGCGCGAGAUAUUCUUGAAAGAUCGCCACGAGAGAUUGGAAGCCAAAGAAGUUUAAAUCUUCCUACGGGUAUUGCCGAGGAAUUUGAACUAUUGGAUCGGUCGAGAAUCGGGAUUUCGAGGACGCCUCAACCAUUGAGAAGGGCAGAGGUGGCCGUUGCUCAUUUCGAGCCGAGAUCUAGAUUCGACGAGUCGGUCAGGCGAGGGGAUCAUUAUGGAUCGCCGUCUGUCGAGAGGAUCCGUGGGAGGGAACACGAGCAACAGGAAGGAUGCGUUGUACCCGAUACAAUUCGAAGAUCCCACGCUGAAUUUUCCGAGCAAAUGUUAUGGAUGGAGUCGGGUAUCGAUAAUUCUAAAAUACCUAUUUCAACUGGCGAUUUUGCUGGGAGAAGGGGGCAAGAUGAUAGUUCCACUUUCGCAUCAACAUCCGCCUCGAUACUCAUUUCACCCGCUAGCGAAACAAGCGAAUGCGAUGCGAUCUCGCCCCCGGAAGUGGAGAAGCCAUCACCGCCACCGUACACAGGCCUUAGCCCGCCUGAAUACACCGAGCACGUGUACGAAACUAGUGAAACACCUUCGCCGAUAUUUCCAAAUUAUCCGUUGACAUCGUACGCGGAGGAGACGCGUCACAGGCGUUCGAGAUCCUCUGUUUCGGACGCCGAACUUGAAUUUAUAGUACGCAAGGAACGUUUAAGAAGCGAGGAUCGGUUUGAGUCGGAACACUUGGAGAAAGAUUCGAGGCAAAUCGAAUCCGAGCAUCAAGAUUUUUCUAAAACGAUUAAAUCCACGGAUGAGGAUGCGUCGAGAUCGAGGGAUGUGGCAAGGUUACGACCUCCUUUAACAGCAGUGGCGGGCGCUUCGGCCGAUUCUGGGACCGGUGAUUCCGGAAGUGCGGAGAUCCAGGUGGAUCCUCUUGGUACGCCUAGGACAACGACCGCCGGCGAGAUUUUGGACGGAGGGAACGGGAUUGAAAACGGUCAAGCUGCCAAUAAAUCGACGAUUAAAACUCCCACGAACAAUAAACAAACGGUUAAAUUGUUCACGAAAGAAAGCCUCGACAGGUUGGAGAAUAGAACUGUGCAACUUGUCAGGGAUUAUGGAUUUCAACCGAAGAAACGAAUGUCGGUCGAAGAUGGUGCGGUGCUUCCAAAUAAAUAUGAACCUUUCCCAACCGAUCUUUACGGCAGGCCUCUCGAAGAAAUCGACAAUUUUAUUUACGACGAGACAUUUUGCGUAGUAUCGAAGAGAUUUCGUAAAAAUUACAUCCACAGAUUUACGGCGACGAACAGUUGGUUCAUAUUUUCUCCAUGGAAUCCUAUAAGACGAUAUUGUAUUUACUUAAGCACGAAUCAGUACUUCGAUUAUGUAGUCAUGGCUACGAUAAUAUUAAAUUGUGCCUUCCUCGCCAUGACAGAAACUAUCGAGGAAGCCGAAUAUAUAUUCUUAGCUAUAUACACGGCUGAAAUGGUGAUCAAGUCGAUAGCUAAGGGAUUUGUGCUCAAUAAGUAUACUUAUCUGCGAAAUCCGUGGAACUGGUUGGAUUUCGUAGUUAUCACUAGUGGCUAUGCGACUAUAGGGAUGGAAGUAGGAAAUUUAGCUGGGUUGAGAACAUUUCGAGUAUUGAGAGCUCUUAAAACCGUUUCAAUUAUGCCUGGCUUAAAAACCAUCAUAAAUGCAUUGUUACAUAGUUUUAAGCAACUUGCCGAAGUAAUGACGCUCACGAUCUUUUGUCUGAUGGUUUUUGCACUUUUUGCUCUACAAGUUUAUAUGGGUGAACUUCGAAAUAAAUGUGUUAAAAUUUUGGAAUUCAAUGAUACACAAAUCGAUUGGAAAGAGUGGACUUGGAACUCAUCCAACUGGGCAUUCGACGAAGAUGAAGAACCAAUAAUUUGCGGUAACGCGACUGGCGCCAGACAUUGCAACGAAAGUUACAUUUGCCUUUGCGUUGGCCCAAAUCCAAAUCAUGGUUAUACAAAUUUUGACAAUUUUCUCUGGUCAAUGCUCACCACGUUUCAGUUGAUUACUUUGGAUUAUUGGGAAGACGUCUACAAUAAGGUAUUGUCGGCGUGCGGACCUAUCAGCGUCUCGUUCUUCACGGUGGUCGUGUUUUUUGGAUCAUUUUAUUUGAUCAACCUGAUGCUCGCUGUCGUUGCAUUGAGUUACGAGGAAGAAGCAGAAAUUACAAACGAGGAACGAAGGAAGGAUUUAACCGACCAUCGCGAGGACUCGACGUUUAGUUUCGACCCGACAAAAAUCAAUGUGAAGACGCUUGCCAAAGAAAAGCAAAAAAAAUUGGAUGCAAGAAAAGGGGUUCUCUUAAGUAGUUACACGCGUAAGAAGACGCGAAGAAGAAGACGUGGGAGAAGCACUGCCGGUUCCACUUCAUCUGGUCAAGAUAAAGGUGGCUCUGUGCCAAGCAGGUCGGUGACACCGAGCCCGAAUCCAAGUCCAAGACACUCAAACGUUCGACCGUCUCAUUUACUUCUACAAAAUGUCAGUCCGCGAACAGCUGAAAAUAAUGGAGUUCAUAGAUUGGCGCCAAAUCGUGGUAUGCUUCAUUCUCGACAAGCAAGUAACAACAGUAAUCAACAAUCGUCGUUAGAUGAUUCCGGGGUUGUCGACGAUCAUGAUGCCGAUGACGUGACAUCCGUGGAAGAGCACGAUAGACGCGAUAACAAAGAAUGUAGGGGCAAUUGGCAAGAGAAGACGCCCACCAAUAAUAAGAAUGGGGACACCAAUGGCGAAACGAAUCCGGAUCAAACGAGAAAUGGAAUGAACAAUGAGACGGAAGUAAACGACAAUGAACGAGAAGAAUCGGAGGCAAUCCAUUCCGGUGGUUAUCUUCGAACGUCUGCAAAUAUUCCAGUCUCUCUUGCUGGCGGACCCACUCGAGAAUUUCGAGUGUUUAAGUGCAAUGGUGUGAAAACAAAGAAACAAAUGUACACUUUGCCGCCAGAGUAUUUAUCGCACAUUGUUAUUUUAGAUGAUCUACCGGAUAGAAAUUGUGAAAAAUGCAUCCAAUGCUGCGUAGAUUACGAGGGUUGGCUACGAUUUCAGAAUUGUUUGUACAAGGUAGUGAGAGAUCCACUAUUCGAGUUGACGAUCACACUGUGCAUCGUCCUCAAUACCGGCUUUUUGGCAAUGGAACAUCACGGAAUGAGCGAAUCGAUACGACAGGCGCUCAACAUCGGUAAUAAAGUGUUUACCAGUAUCUUCACCUUCGAAUGUUUGCUGAAGCUGUUGGCGCUGAGUAAAGAUUUCUUCGCCAACGGAUGGAACAAUUUCGAUUUGAUAAUAGUGUCAGCGUCUCUGAUAGAUCUUACCUUCGAGCUGGUAGACGGUCUCUCCGUGAUACGCGGACUGAGGCUUCUGCGUGUGUUAAAAUUGGCACAAUCCUGGACAACGAUGAAGGUUCUCCUCAGCAUUAUUAUCUCGACGAUCGGCGCUCUUGGAAAUCUCACCUUAGUUCUGGUGAUCGUGAUUUAUAUAUUCGCCGUGAUCGGCAUGCAAUUGUUCAGUAAAGAUUACACAUUGGACAAAUUCUAUCCGGAUCCUGUACCACGUUGGAACUUUAACGAUUUCUUUCACUCGUUUAUGAUGAUAUUUCGUAUACUUUGCGGAGAGUGGAUCGAGCCGUUAUGGGAUUGCAUGAGAGCGGAACAAGAAGACGGACCCGAGGCAUGCUUCGCUAUAUUUUUACCGGCUCUCGUCAUGGGUAAUUUUAUGGUGUUGAAUCUCUUCCUUGCUUUACUGCUCAACAGCUUCAAUUCGGAAGAGUUGAAGCAGAAAAAGGAAGAGGUCGGCGAGGAUUCGAAACUCGCAAGGUCGUUCGAUCGUAUUCGUUCGAUUAUAAGGAAAAAUAAAUGUUCCCGGAUGGGGCAAAUUGUCGCAAAAGGGAGAGGGAAAGAUCCUCGUUUCGAAAAGAUCGUGCGAAGAGUUAUGGAUCGAUCCGACAACGAGACUAAAUACGCCAUUCAAGAGACUGUGCUCAACCUUCCAAAGGAUAACGUUUACAAUAGAUCUUAUCAAGAAAGUUUGAAUCAGCCAGUUUUUACUUACGAUCCGGUUUACUCUCAGUCUCAGAUGGAAGGGCAAAGAUACGAACAGUGGGAAAAGGACGAUGAAGAAAAGGACGAAACAACGUAUGACGAAAAGAAUUACUCGAAUAAAGAAAAAGAGAUGGAAAUGAACGAAAACAAGGAAGAGGAAUGUCCAGAUUUGGAAAUCGUGAGAGAUUCCUCGUGUUCGAACAAAGCACCCGCGGAGGAAAGAAUCGCGAUGCUACCUCAAAAAGAUCCAUUUCCUAGACACGAGGAUCGAAUACCUAAGCGACCUUGGCACGCGCUCGUCAGUUAUGUCGAUGAACUGACCGUUGGUGGUAGAAGAGAUAGCAAGGGGAAAUAUAUCGAUGGGAUAGGUUCUUUCCCCGGAUUUGGAAGGAGUAAUCGGCGUAAAGAACCGCAAGAUUGCUUUCCACGACAGUGUUACCAGAAGUGUACCUGCAUCGAUCGGUGUAUUGCAACAGCUAUUGGCAAAAAAUGGAUCAAACUACGAACAAUGAUUCUAUCGGUCGUUGACACGCCUGGCUUCGAAUGGAUGAUCCUAGUUUUAAUUUUUGCAUCUUCCAUAACGCUUUGUUUUGAAGAUAUUUACCUAGAUGAUAAUCCUUUUUUGAAGAAAAUCCUCUAUUGGACCAAUCUUGGCUUCUGUGCGCUUUUCAGUAUUGAGAUGUUACUCAAGUGGUUAGCUCUGGGUUUCUGCAAAUAUUUCACCAGUUUUUGGACAAUCUUGGAUUUUAUAAUUGUCUUUGUAUCAACAUUUAGUCUGUUAAUAGAAGAAAAUGAAAAUUUGAAAGUGCUAAGAUCUCUAAGAACUUUGAGAGCACUAAGACCUUUAAGAGCAAUAUCGAGAUGGCAAGGCAUGAGGAUCGUAGUGAACGCGUUGAUGUAUGCGAUACCUAGUAUAUUCAACGUGCUCCUCGUCUGUCUCGUGUUCUGGCUGAUAUUUUCUAUAAUGGGUGUACAAUUUUUUGGCGGCAAAUUUUUCAAAUGCGUUGACGAGUACGGCGAAUUAUUAGAUAUAUCGAUUGUAAACACGAAAGACGAUUGUUUGAGGAAAAAUUACUCUUGGGAAAAUAGUAAAAUCACGUUUGAUCACGUGGGAAUAGCAUAUCUAGCUUUGUUCCAAGUAGCCACUUUCGAAGGGUGGAUGGAGGUGAUGCAGGAUGCGGUAGACGCAAGAGGUGUAGAUCUUCAACCUCAAAGAGAAGCAAACAUCUAUGCAUAUUUCUACUUUGUGAUAUUUAUCGUUUGCGGCUCUUUUUUUACACUAAAUCUCUUUAUCGGAGUAAUUAUAGACAACUUUAACAUGUUAAAGAAGAAGGUAAGAAACAUAAAAUCAAUCGAAAAGAGAUUCUUGAAAAAUAAUUUUUUACAUAUUUCGUCGAACGCUGAAACUUUCUUCCCCAUUUUCAUUCCCUUUCAUCCCUAUUUUCAGUACGAAGGUGGAGUGCUAGAAAUGUUUUUGACCGAAAGUCAAAAACACUACUACACUGCCAUGAAAAAACUUGGCCGUAAAAAGCCGCAAAAAGUGAUAAAGCGUCCGAUGAAUCAAAUCCUCGCAAUGUUUUAUGAUCUAUCGAAUUCACGCAGAUUUGAAAUAGCAAUUUUCAUUUUGAUAUUUCUCAACAUGCUGACAAUGGGAAUCGAGCAUUACGAUCAACCUCAUCCAAUUUUCUUCGUCCUUGAAGUGUCGAAUGCAUUUUUCACAACUGUUUUUGGCUUAGAAGCAAUCGUGAAAAUAAUAGGACUUCGAUAUCAUUAUUUCACGGUGCCAUGGAACUUGUUCGAUUUCCUCCUUGUGCUGGCUUCAAUAUUAGGAAUAUUAAUGGAGGAUAUUAUGGUAGACUUUCCGGUGUCCCCGACGCUCCUGCGAGUCGUGAGAGUGUUCAGAAUUGGUAGAAUCUUAAGGCUCAUAAAAGCAGCAAAAGGUAUUCGCAAACUGCUCUUCGCUCUGGUGGUUAGUCUUCCAGCGCUAUUCAACAUCGGUGCCCUGUUAGCUCUAAUUACUUUUAUUUAUGCCAUUAUCGGCAUGUCAGUGUUUGGUCACGUUAAGAAACAAGGUGCGCUUGACGAUAUGGUAAAUUUUGAAACUUUUGGUAGAAGCAUGCAAUUACUGUUUCGAUUAAUGACCUCAGCUGGUUGGAACGACGUGUUAGAAUCAUUGAUGGUACAACCACCGAAUUGCGAUCCGACUCCAACUAAUCGGCAAUUGAAUGGAAAUUGCGGAUAUCCUCUAUUGGCAAUAACCUAUUUUACUUCUUUCAUCAUAAUCAGCUAUAUGAUCGUUAUCAAUAUGUACAUUGCUAUUAUUCUCGAAAAUUUUAAUCAGGCCCAUCAAGAAGAAGAAAUCGGUAUUGUCGAAGACGAUCUAGAAAUGUUUUACAUUCGAUGGUCCAAAUACGAUCCGCACGCGACACAGUUCAUAAAUUUUUCGCAAUUAAGCGAUUUCAUAGCAAGUCUGGAUCCACCAUUAGGGAUUUCGAAGCCCAAUAUGGUUGCACUAGUUAGUUUUAAUCUACCUAUCGCAAAGGGUAAUAAGAUUCAUUGUCUGGAUAUUCUGCACGCACUUGUCAAGCACGUCCUUGGACACGUAGAAGAGUCUGAAGAUUUUCGAAAGCUGCAGGAACAAAUGGAUAUUAAAUUUAAGAAACAAUUUCCCACUCGUAAAGAAUUAGAAAUUGUUUCUUCAACGAGAAUGUGGAAACGUCAAGACAAAGCAGCUAGGUUGAUUCAACGUACCAUCAGGGAAUAUAUAACAGCGAAAAAGGAACGUGAAAGGAUGGCUCAAGAAGUGGAUUCUCAGACUCAGACGUCAAGUCCUGGUGGUGGGAACGAGGGUAGGGGCGGGGGUGGAUGGAGUGGCAAAGUAUCGGCUUUUCUACAUGUGCAUAGAGGUAGUCGAGCCAGUAGUCGCAAGUCCUCGAGGGCCAGCGACGCCAGCGAUUUCAGCGAGCUCGGUACAGCUUCGGCAUGGCUUUUUCCAAAUUUACCUCUGCUGUUGCUCUCCGGCGCCACCGGUACUCACGAGGACCUGCCUCCUCCCGCUCUGACCGUAUCCCGUCCCUCGCCGACUACAGAACAACAAAUGUUUACCGGUUCCUCUGUUGCUUCUGCUACUUCCUCUGAUCUACACACUAGAUCAAUCGGGGGUCCAACUCUCGGCCGACAAAAUGCCGUUGAAAGUUAUCCCGACGAGGAAGUUCCCAGUCUUCCUACGAAGCGCAAAUCACUUCCGCCAAGCGCUACAACACUCUCUCUGAACACCUUACAUCGUGAUAUCAAAGAAGCAUUUAGCAGACGUUGCGGUAGCCUUCGAAAGAAACAUCAACCAGCUCCUGAACCAGCUCCGCUGCCAAUCGAAUCUACCGAUGUAAGCAUACUUGUUACGGAACCCAGUCCAGAGAAUUCAGCACCGCCUUCAAGACCGGCAUUACUUAGACAACAAUCCGCCGCCACGGUCGUUCAUGUCCUCGUACACAGGGAGAGUGAAGAAUAUCGAGAUGUACAACCCGAUAAUGCCAGUUGAUCUUAGAUCAUUAUGCUCGGCAUCCUUCCUGAAACAGUUUAAUGAAAGGCUAAUUUGCUUGUUAUCGCGUUACUAUCACUUCGAGAUUCGAAUCUAAUCAAUUCCCUCUCCUCUCCCCCUUUCUUUGACGCUGUUGCCUUAUCAUCAUUACUAUCAUUUAU
This is a messenger RNA of Apis laboriosa (Himalayan honeybee), 9199 nucleotides long. Its product is annotated as sodium channel protein 60E-like. Gene Ontology annotation, biological process: neuronal action potential; membrane depolarization during action potential; sodium ion transmembrane transport. Lineage: Eukaryota; Metazoa; Arthropoda; Insecta; Hymenoptera; Apidae. Gene Ontology annotation, molecular function: voltage-gated sodium channel activity. The record is from RefSeq and is a predicted model, not a curated record. Gene Ontology annotation, cellular component: voltage-gated sodium channel complex; plasma membrane. Bases 1275 to 9038 code for a protein of 2587 amino acids. The transcript is spliced from 20 exons.